UUAUUCGUCACUCACACUGCGAACGACGCGGAUUUGCGAGCGAACGAUAAAGAAAAGUAUUUGGCAACUGUUUUCUAAUUUUCUUUAGUUUUUUGUGCGAAUGGUCAAAAUUUGUAUUAAAAUUUGAAACAAAAUUUUAUAAAAGACCAAUGAGUUGGAGUGAAAAACCUAAGGAGUCAGUUGUGGACGCAGCAGUUGCAGCUGAAGAAGAAUGUGUGUGCUUGUUUUAAAGAGGAGGACUAACGAGGAAGAAUAAAAGUUAAAUCUAUUCUAGAUUCACAUCAUCAAGUUACGCACUGCCAUUAAUACUAGAGAUCUUAGCGAUAUACAUAUAAUAUAGAGUAUAUAAUUAGUCCUGCAAUAAAUAAAAAGCAGAUCCUGGUACCAGUAUCAAGUUGAAACUGCGUCCAUAACAAAUCUAAAAUAAAUAGUUUUAGAUAUAUUAAAACAUAAACGGAAUCCGGGUCCCAUUGUAAUUUAACAAGAAGCAACGAUUUAAACAUACAAAUUUUAUUUUGUAAGUUAUACCAAACAAGAAGAAGACAGUAAGGAUAAGGAGAAUCAAGUACAAUAUGUCAAAUAACUACCAGCACCAUAACAAUUACCGUGGCUCAGGCACGUCACAUAUGAACGGUGUACGGCCGCAUCACUUGCAGAACGGUGAUUGUGGGGACGAUGGUGACAGCUAUCGCCGCGGUGGUGGCCCUACUCGACUCACAAAUGGCUACAGUGUAAAACCAUUGGACAAUGUAGCGGUGCCUGAUAUGUGUAUAUUUUGUUUCGAGGUACUAGACUGCGAGCUUAACAAUUUAGAAGGUCCUGGUACACCUAAAUUCACAAAUGAUGCUUAUCCAUUAUUUGUGACUUGGAAAACAGGGCGUGACAAACGGUUACGUGGAUGUAUUGGCACCUUCAGCUCCAUGCACUUGCACAAUGGACUGCGCGAAUAUGCGCUAACGAGCGCUUUAAAAGAUUCGCGUUUUGCGCCCAUAGCUAGAGAGGAGCUACCCAAAUUGACAGUAUCUGUGUCGAUUUUGCAGAAUUUUGAAGAAGCUCACGGGUACUUGGAUUGGACAUUAGGCAUACAUGGUAUACGCAUUGAAUUUUUGAAUGAACGUGGGUGCAAAAGGACUGCUACUUAUUUGCCACAAGUGGCAACCGAACAAGGUUGGGACCAAACCCAAACUAUUGACUCGCUACUCAGGAAGGGGGGCUAUCGUGCAGCAAUCACCCCAGAAACUCGAAAAUCAAUCAAAUUGACUCGUUAUCGUUCGCAAGAAAUUCAAAUGAAUUAUAAGGAGUAUCGGGAAAUGUUGGAACGUCGGGCGCAUUAUGGGAAAGUGUUGUGCUAACAAACACCGAAAACACGGCUAAACCAACAACAACAGCAAAUUAUAAUAAUGCAGCAGGAACAUCAGCAACAUAAACAGUUUCGGCUACAACCACAAAUACAAAAUCAGCAUCAGACUACACACAAGAAGACGCAGCAACAA
Molecule: messenger RNA, 1493 nt
Organism: Anastrepha ludens (Mexican fruit fly)
Lineage: Eukaryota; Metazoa; Arthropoda; Insecta; Diptera; Tephritidae
Exons: 4
Coding region: 573-1352 (259 amino acids)
Source: RefSeq, a predicted model, not a curated record